Trematomus bernacchii (emerald rockcod) is the source of this 1475-nucleotide messenger RNA. It is a transcript of the gene cyyr1, whose product is annotated as cysteine/tyrosine-rich 1. The record is from RefSeq and is a predicted model, not a curated record. Bases 289 to 762 code for a protein of 157 amino acids. The transcript has 4 exons. Lineage: Eukaryota; Metazoa; Chordata; Actinopteri; Perciformes; Nototheniidae.
CUCAACAUGGUAAUCUGAGCAAACCGGGGGAGGGGAUCGGAAUAAAACGCUCGUAGGUGUGGGAGCAGGACGGGGCAGAAACACUGCUCACACGUGGAGGAACAAACGGAGCUGCACUUUUUUUCUAAGGAGACAUGUUUCCCGAAGUCUGCUGCUGGGUUCAAAGCGGUAGGCUCCAACAAUGAUCCUGGAGGAGCCAAAAAGGUGACUGGGAAGAAGCGACUUUUCUGAGUUAGUGUGAUCCACUGCAGAUUGAUUGAGAAUAAAAGCGCACAGGAAAGCCGGGUCAUGGAGAGCCCCUGGAGGAGGACGCAGACUGAGAGCUGGGGGGUGUUGAGGAGCUCGCUGCUGCUUUGUUUAUUCUCCGGCAGCAGUAAAGCCCAGUGUGAAGGCUGCAUAGAGUACUGCUGCGAUGGAUCUCCACCUUUCUGCUGCUCCUACUACGCCUACGUGGGCGACGUCCUCUCGGGCACUGCCAUCUCUGGGAUCGUGUUCGGGGUGGUGUUCCUGAUGGGAGCGGUGGCGGCCCUGUUCCUGUGUGUGUGCAUGUGCAUGAAGAACGGGCGGGGGGCACGGGUCGGCGUGUUCAGCACCUCCUACAUCAACACUGUGACUCAGGGGUACCCGGGUCCUCCACCUCCAUACACCUACGACUACGAGAUGUACCCUCCCUCGCUGCACCCGCCACCUUACACCCCGUCUCAGCCGAACUCGGCCAACUACUCCCCUCCUCCUCCGUACCCGGGAUGUACCCGCAAGUGAAUCCCUGCACAGACCCUCUAGCAGUCAUCUAAAAGGAACUGAUCGAUGUCUCCACACCUGGAUCUCUGGCCUCCAAAGACAAUUAAAGAGGCCUGAAUGUAUUCCACAUUUAAAAAGAAAAAGGGGGGGGGGGGGCAGUGCAAUAUUGUUCAGCAGGCCAGGUGUGAAUGUCACUGCCUUUCUGCAGGAGUCUAGACCAAAUGUUGGGGAAAUUAAUAAUAAUUGAACAUUCUCAUAGAGUUAGCAGCCGUGCUAGCCUGCAGCUGGCACUUCCUAAUAACCAAUACUCUCAUCCGUCCCCGACUGAGCACAUCAAAGGCUCCGCGCCGCUUUGAUGCAGGUGAAGACCACUUUUGUCAGCAUGGAGCGGUACCUUGGCUUACAUCACUGGAGGAACAUCGUUUUUUUUAAGGGAGAUGCAAAUGAAGCUUUAUUAUAUUUUAAGAAAAGUCUUUCCAGGACACAGUGCAGACAUGAAAAGUGACCUAUUUUGAAUAAAACUUGAUUUAUAUUGUGACUUAAGAGGAAGCAUAUGAUCACUAUUAUGUGUAGACUUGAACAUAAGGCAUUAUACUGACUUUAAUGGCAACUUGUUGGCAAUGAACUGGUUUUUACAGCCUUACUUGAAUCAAUGUGAGGGUGGAAACUGAACUGGGGGUCCCACUAUGUUCAGUUUGGUAAAGUAAUGAAAUAAAGUUGUGUUUUAUUUUAAA